AUGUCGACUUCCAGACCGAUGGAUUCUUCUCGCCAUUACCCGGAAAAUUCCGGAUCUCUCCCUGGGGCUCGCCUCGUUACAGAUACGUACCUAGGAGUGCCCCGGACCAUGACUGUCUCGUCUUCUCCGAAUUCAACAAUGCGAGACGGCUUUGUUGUUACCAAGCAGCCGACCAAAUCGAAAAACAAAAGUUUCGGACAGACAAACGAAUCGAGGUUUAUGAAAGAGAGCAAUGUAGACAGUGGGUUAACUAUCCUCCCUUGGGAGGAUUUUAUCUACGAUCCCCGGGUCCUCAAUGACUUAUUUCACCUGGAAACAGACGGGGUCAUUACCUAUGACCCCGAGGAGGUCAAUGUCUUUUUUCACGCUACUAGGAUGAUGAAGCCAACGUUUGGUGAUGUGUCGGAAAAUGGAAAGUCAUGGGUAUUAACCGUCGAGAACGUCAUGGAGAUGGAAAGGGUACGGCAAUGGUUAACCGAGAGAGUUUCUGUAUUUGGUGUCACGCUCGUCAAAAAGGAGGGAAAGUUUGGGAGGAGUCAGAGGGCCCCGUGCCUGAUAGUAUUUGACCCAGGGAAGGGAAAUGUACGGGACCAGUUGUACCACGCCUUCGUCAAGUCCGUCAGCGCCAUGGACCAUGGCAGGAAAUGCUGUAUAGAAAUGAAUCUCAAUGGGUGCGUAGAAAACUGGUGUACACGUGUGACAGGUGCUAAAUGUAAGGCUGUCGGCGCCAAACUCAUCAUUACUGACGGAGAGGAGCGGGACAACUUCCUGUCCGCUGAAAACAUUAUCUGUUGUGUCCUCUGUUUACCAGUAUGGGCAAUCCAGACGACAAUUCUACAGGCGCACCGACAUUUCCAGUACCUGGACUACAGCCUAGAUCUGAGUUUGGAGGAACUGAGGCUACAUGGCUCUAUGGGAGGCGCUGCAAGUCAACGCGAGAAAUUAUUCGCAGAAAACAAACGAACCGGAGUGUUCCGAACGAAACCGUCAGAGGCAGGUGUGGCGUCCCUGGACCCUAGACGCAAGGAAGAACUGGACGGCCAUAAGUAUAUCUGUAUUAAAAAAUACGAUAAAAAGGACAAUAAACCGAUGGAGGAAACCAUUGACGAGCAUGAAACGACAACUCUACAAAAUUUACUCGCACAUAUAGCGAAAAGUAAACAGAAAAACGAAGGAGGCGACAACAACGUGUGCGCUGGCUCUGUAGACACGUCUUACGAAGUUGUCGACAAUCUGACGGAUGAUGUGAAGGCGCAGACUGCAACGAGUAAGGCCAAUGACAAGGUUGGUCUGCUUCAAGCCAACGUCCAAGUUCACCGGCAUGGUCCUAGGAAGUCGUCACAGGUAAAGGAACAUGACGACGAAAGUGAUAUAAUGGAUAAUGAUGAGCGAAAAGAAAUAGAUAAACUGAAAAUGAUGAAACCUAAAGGUGUUAAGAAUGCCGAGAAUGAACAGCGAGUGAAUUGGGACCAGGUCAAAGACGUAUUGAAUGAGCGAAUACGUACAGCAACACUGGAUACUUUUACCGAAACACGAAAUAACCACGAGUACGGAAACGGAAUGGAAACAUUACUUCUGAAAGGUUAUUCCAGACACAAAGAGGUAGAGGAAGAGGAUGAAACUUCAAAAACACCCAAGGCAAAGAAUGUUAAAAAGAAGCCGAAAAGACGGUCUUCAAGUGUACAUAAAUGCAGACCUAACAUACAAAAUGGGGAUUAUCAGCCCCGAAACACUCCUAAUUCAGAAAGACCCGUAAGUAGGAAAGGAUAUGUAAACCGAAACCUCGACUCAUCUAAUGAAAGUGUUGAAAGAUACAAGACAGAGGACAUCACAUGUCUGCCAGAAACACAGGAAGUCGAUACAUAUACACAGGAGGUACGUUCAAGACGUCGGAAACAGUCGAAACAAUUGACAAAAUUCUCGGAAUCUUCUGGAGAUGAGAGCGAAGAGGAGUUCACGGAAUACUUACGGGAUGCUACCAUUCUCAGAAACAUUGACCAGGAACGACUGUUCACAGAGCGCCAUUAUCCUAACCAAUUAAAAGGUACGAUGACUGAACAGGUACAGACAACUCCCAAGCCGUACCUGUUACCGGAAGAGGACGAGUUCGACGGUAAAACGAGUAGCAUCAUUCCUGUGGGAAAGACGGAUCGCACAUGUCUUAUAGACAAUACCGAUGAUAAUUUUGACGACAUGCAAACAAAUGGAGCUGAGGGCGACAUUGAACUGACUGAUUGUGAACUGGAUGAUGAUGACGAAGAUGACGAUGAAGAUGGAAAUGCACAAGAGCAAUUGGAUGCCACGCAGAAGAAGAAGGUACCACAAGCAGUACUUGACCGCAGUAAGAGGCCCAGUAGGUACGACUCGACGAGAAAGUAUCUUGGAAUCCGAACCCCGCGACGUAAUCAGCGACCCAUGACGACCGAUACAGUUCAGCACCAGGCUGUUUACGAAAUGGAGCUUAUGUGA
Ylistrum balloti is the source of this 2469-nucleotide messenger RNA. RefSeq lists its product as uncharacterized. The record is from RefSeq and is a predicted model, not a curated record. The transcript has 6 exons. Bases 1 to 2469 code for a protein of 822 amino acids. NCBI's taxonomy places the organism in Eukaryota, Metazoa, Mollusca, Bivalvia, Pectinida, Pectinidae.